Molecule: messenger RNA, 2447 nt
Organism: Acinonyx jubatus (cheetah)
Lineage: Eukaryota; Metazoa; Chordata; Mammalia; Carnivora; Felidae
Product: zinc finger protein OZF-like
Biological process (GO): regulation of transcription by RNA polymerase II
Cellular component (GO): nucleus
Molecular function (GO): DNA-binding transcription factor activity, RNA polymerase II-specific; RNA polymerase II transcription regulatory region sequence-specific DNA binding
Source: RefSeq, a predicted model, not a curated record
UCGAACUUUAUCCCUUCCUCUACAUUUGAAAGGUCAUACACACAGAAUCCUUACAAAUGUUAAGAAAUAUGGAAAUCCCUUUAGCCAAAAGCAAAUCCUAAUUCAUCAAAAAAUUCAUACUGGAGAGAAACCUUGUGAAUGUGGGAAAGCUUCCAUUCAUAUGUCACACUUCAGUCAGCAGAAAACUUGGAGUGGGGAAAACCCCUUUGCCUGUAAGGUAUGUGGGAAAGUCUUCAGCCACAAAUCAAAUCUUACUGAGCAUGAACAUUUUCAUAAUAGAGAGAAACCUUUUGAAUGUAACGAAUGUGGAAAAGCCUUUAGCCAGAAGCAAUAUGUUAUUAAACGUCAGAACACCCACACUGAAGAGAAGCUUUUUGAAUGUAAUGAGUGUGGAAAAUCCUUCAGCCUGAAGGAAAACCUUCUCACCCAUCAGAAAAUUCACACUGGAGAGAUACCUUUUGAGCGUAAGGAUUGUGGGAAAGCUUUCAUUCAGAAGUCAAACCUCAUCAGACACCAGAGAACUCACACGGGAGAGAAGCCUUUUGUAUGUAAGGAAUGUGGAAAAACCUGCAGUCGCAAAUCUAACCUUACCGAGCAUGAGGAAAUUCAUAUUGGAGAGAAACCCUUUAAAUGUAGUGAAUGUGGAAGAUUUGGCCAGAAGAAGUACCUCAUAAAACAUCAAAACAUUCACACUGGAGAGAAACCCUAUGAAUGUAAUGAACGUGGAAAAGCCUUCUCUCAACGAACAUCACUUAUCAUAUAUGUGGGAAUUCAUUCAGGUGAUAAACCUUAUGAAUGCAAUGUAUGCGGAAAAGCCUUCUCUCAAAGUUCAUCUCUUACUGUGCAUGUGAGAAGCCAUACAGGUGAAAAUCCCUAUGGUUGUAAUGAAUGUGGGAAAGCUUUCUCUCAAUUCUCAACCCUUGCUCUGCAUUUGAGAAUACACACAGGUAAGAAGCCUUAUCAAUGUAGUGAAUGUGGGAAAGCUUUUAGCCAGAAGUCAUACCAUAUUAGACACCAGAAAAUUCAUACUCAUUAAAAACCCUAUAAAUAUCUUAAAAAUUGGAAAGUGUUCAUCAGGAGUUUAAACCUCAUAGCACAUCAGAAAUGAUCAUACUGAAAGAAGAUAUCACAAAUGAGGAAAACAAAAGCUAAAAACUUACUGGACACCAUGGAAUUUAUACUGAAGAGAAAGACAUUUAUAUGAUUAAAAAUCCUGCCCCCCCCAAAAAAAAAAGCUGAUGGCCUAGGUAAUGCUGAAACUUUAGAUGCAUUUCCACCAAACAUGCUUCUUCUUGCUGUCUGCAUUUAUCUGGAGAUCUUCACCAAUGUAACCAAAAAAUAACUUUUAAGUAUUGGAAAGGAAGAGACUUUUAUGGUAUUGAUUUAGUAGAACAGAAGAGAUUCCGGAAACACCUAUGCAUCCAUUAAAAUUUAGAAUAUGAUAGAAAUGGCAAUAGGAGGUGAGAAGAUAAUGGGACUAUGUAAAAAGUGAUUUGGAGGUAAUUUGUUCCCCAAAGAAAAAACAGACCAUGAACUGUAAACAGAGGUAAGAGCCAAGAGGAUAAAAACAAGAAUAGAAGCUGUAAACGGAAAUGGUUAUGACCUUCGGAGUAGGGAGACAUCCCUUAUAACGAGCUCAAAAAUUCUCUGAAUUUGUAUGCUUAGGAAAUAUGUACCAGUGUGCUUCCUGUGGCAUGAUUUGUAGUUAGCCAUAAGUUGGAAACGACUUAAAGGCCCAUCGGGAACAAAACGGAAAAUACUUAUGAUGGAAUACUGUAUAUCUGUAAAAUUUAACAAAUGAGAUCUGUAUGCAUUACAGAGAAAGAUCUCAAAAGUCAUGUUGAAGGGGGAAAAUGAAGUUGCAGAAUAACACAUAUAUUACAAUGCAUUUCUGUAAAUUUUAACUAAAACUUUACUCACGAAAUUCAGUACUUUGUAUUGGUAAUUGAUACAUAUAUGUAUGUAUGUUUUUAAAAUGUUUUUGAAAUGGAUUGGAAGGAUACAGACCGAAAUCUUGAUAGUGGUUGCUUGUGAAGAGUGGAGCAGGGAAGGGGGUGAGGGUGGGAGGGAUGGGAUGGGGACUGUUUAAAGGGGGGGGGGUGUUCAUUUUUAUAUAUAAAUAUCCAUUUCUCUUAAGAACUAAAGACUGCAAGUAAAUAUCUCAAAAUACUGGAUAAUUCUGAUUGUGGUAUGUGGAUAUCUUGUCUUAUUUUUGUACUUUUCUGUAUUUUUAAAUUUUCUCAAAAUUAGUAAGAAUGGGGGUGAGGAUGGGAACAUGGUACCUAUAGAAAUCAUGUUCUAAUGGAUUCAUUCCCAAUCAAGUACUAAACUUUUCAUAGAAAAUAUUUCUAGAAUUUUAUCAAUGAUGAGUGGAUGGACUUGCUCUCUAUGUAAUAUGAAAUUAUCUAUUUUAUUAAAAUUAAAAAUGAUCAUAUAAUCCAAAAAAA